AUGUACACGUCAUCGCUAUUGCCGCUGCCUCUCGUGUAUGCCGCAUCGUUGUCACUGUACAUCCUGUCGUUGGUGGCACAUGGUGCCCGCAAGAGCCACCCAAUUGAAUUGACCAUAAGCAGCGGGAGCAUCCGUGGGGAGUUCCUGACCGUCGAUGCACAGUACUUCACCGUCUUCAAAGGAAUUCCUUACGCAGCACCGCCGGUUGGAGGCCAACGCUUUCAAGUAAGCCUCCGACCACAAUACCGUACUUGA
Messenger RNA from Soboliphyme baturini, 255 nucleotides. Lineage: Eukaryota; Metazoa; Nematoda; Enoplea; Dioctophymatida; Soboliphymatidae. The record is from the annotation of a GenBank genome assembly.